CCCGUAACGUCCGUCCGUCCGUGCGGAUCGCACUCUUGACGUCGCGUAGAGAGCAGCGAUAAAGAUAAAAAGCGGCUGCCGAGGUGUGUGCCCGCGUGAAGAGGAACACGGCCCUCUUCUCAGUUCUCUCCCGCACGCGUGUACGCGUGUGAGCUCGCCGUGAGAAAAAUCUAAUCCGUGGACCCGAGGAAUUCAUUGGGAUUCAUCAGCGGGGGUCCGCACCGGUCGCCCGCGCGACCCCCCUGGGGGGAGGGCUCCGUUGACUCCUGGAUCAUCUUCUCUACCUGCGCUCCGAAUACGGAAACGGGCGAUCCCUCCUCCCUCCCCCGGCUCUCCCCCACCCCCCAGCGAAUGACACAUCUCGGUGGAACGAACCGAAAUCGUAAACCGAGGAUAGCAAGAAUGUCUGUGCCACCUCCGCCACCGCCUCCACAGGCUGGCGCUUCUGCUGGCCCACCGAUGGGCGAUAAUAGAGGUUUAUUACUACAAUCUAUAAGAGCAGGCAAAACUCUGAAGAAGACUGUUACUGUGGAUAAGAGCGCACCUGCAAUCGCUGGGAGAAUAAAAGGCGAAUCAUCGAGCUCUUCGUUAAGCAAUAAUAGUAGAACUAAUAGUUCUAAUGCAAUCAGCAGCAGCAGUUCUAAUUCUAGUAAUGGUGGGCCCAUGUCGCUCGGCGGUUUAUUCGCGGGUGGUAUGCCAAAAUUAAAACCUACAGGACUGAGAGGACACAUGUCCGAGAAAGAGAGACAAAGUGUAAAUAAUUCUAAUUUUCUUCACUCGUCACCCGGGUCGUCCCACAGUGUAAAACGCGGCCCGCCACCAGUUCCGCCACCAGCCGCGCAGAAACCGCAGUUAUUCAGUCAGGGGCAAAGCAGCACUGAUUCCGGGAUGAGCACUCCGGAGAUCACGCCCAGAGGAUUCGGGAAAUCAACCAUUGUGCCUAAACCAGCGUCGUCUGCCACCUUGCACAAACCAUCGCCGCCGCCUAAAAAGCUGAAUUUAACGAGUAGCGCGAGCGUGGCGAGAGCACAAAGCAUGCGAUUACCGCGAUCGCCACCGGUUCUGGUGCCAACAACACCGUCUUCUCUGCACCAGUCACAAGAUUAUUUGAAUGAAGCCACCACGCCACAGCCCAUGAGACCUGCGAAUCGAAUUCUCAGGCCUCCCGUGACGAGGCCACCGUCACCGCCGAUCUCGCGAACGAUCGUGCCUAUGAUGAGACCACCAUCGCCGCCAGCACCACCGGCUUCGCGGUCGCAUACGUUGCCCGUGACAGCCAUGAGAGCGGCGCCGCCGCCACCGUCGAGGAUCACGGUGACCGCGCCAUGUAUACCGCCACCACCACCACCGCUUCCUCAUCGUCCCGCACCCACACAUCAGAGACUGGCACCGCCGCCGCCACCGCCACCGACGCCUCCUACCAGAAGUCUAUCGGUUCGCAACGGCGGCGCUCAAGCUGGUUCUGUCGACCUGGAAACGCGAUUUGCUGAUAUGUUUCAUACCGUGUCGAGUUUUCCUGAAUACGUGCAUGUUGCCAAAAUUCGUUCGAAAAGUAAUCAUAACAUUUCAAAAAUUACAGCAGCAAAACAACAAGCACCAGCUCCUCCACUUCAACCGUCUUCUACUUCUAGCACACUGCAUUCGUUAAAUACUUCGUCUGGGAGUAAACAGUGGCAACAUAAUGCGACUUCUUUGGCAUAUUAAAAUCUGUGCAUACUUAAAUCAUUGCUUCGUGCAUUGAUUAUUGUUUAAACACUUCUUAAUGCUGCCACAAUAAAAUUAAGUGAGCGUGAAAAGGUGUGAAUCGGCAGAGUAUAAAAAGUUUGAGAGAAAGAGAUUCCGAAUUCGCGAACCCAGUUAUACAAUAAAACGUUUUAGACAAUA
Acromyrmex echinatior (Panamanian leafcutter ant) is the source of this 1884-nucleotide messenger RNA. RefSeq lists its product as uncharacterized. Lineage: Eukaryota; Metazoa; Arthropoda; Insecta; Hymenoptera; Formicidae. Gene Ontology annotation, cellular component: actin filament. Gene Ontology annotation, biological process: actin filament polymerization. The record is from RefSeq and is a predicted model, not a curated record. Gene Ontology annotation, molecular function: actin binding.